Erinaceus europaeus (western European hedgehog) is the source of this 1169-nucleotide messenger RNA. RefSeq names its product ribosome production factor 2 homolog (gene RPF2). Lineage: Eukaryota; Metazoa; Chordata; Mammalia; Eulipotyphla; Erinaceidae. Bases 102 to 1022 code for a protein of 306 amino acids. The record is from RefSeq and is a predicted model, not a curated record. Gene Ontology annotation, biological process: ribosomal large subunit assembly; maturation of LSU-rRNA from tricistronic rRNA transcript (SSU-rRNA, 5.8S rRNA, LSU-rRNA). The transcript is spliced from 10 exons. Gene Ontology annotation, cellular component: nucleolus. Gene Ontology annotation, molecular function: rRNA binding.
ACGUCACAGCCAAGUUCCGGCCCCGCCUGUUCCGGUCGGCGAUCGCCGGGGCUUUAGCUGCGGCUCACGUGCGUCCCCGCGCUCCCCCUGGCGUCUCCGCUAUGGACGCUCUGGAUCGGGUGGUAAAGCCAAAAACAAAAAGAGCCAAGAGGUUUCUUGAGAAGCGAGAACCGAAGCUCAGUGAAAAUAUUAAGAAUGCCAUGCUGAUCAAAGGAGGAAAUGCAAAUUUGACAGUGACACAAGUGCUGCGAGAUGUGUAUGCACUGAAGAAACCAUAUGGUGUCCUGUAUAAAAAGAAAAAUAUUACAAGACCAUUUGAGGAUCAGACAUCACUGGAAUUCUUUUCCAAAAAGUCAGACUGUUCUUUAUUCAUGUUUGGUUCUCAUAAUAAGAAGCGACCAAAUAACUUAGUAAUAGGUCGUAUGUAUGACUACCAUGUGCUGGAUAUGAUUGAAUUAGGUAUUGAGAAGUUUGUCUCCCUCAAAGAUAUUAAGAAUAGUAAAUGUCCUGAGGGCACAAAACCAAUGUUAAUAUUUGCUGGCGACGAAUUUGAUGUAACAGAAGACUACAGAAGGCUGAAGAACCUUCUGAUCGAUUUCUUCAGAGGCCCCACAGUACCAAAUAUCCGCCUGGCUGGGCUAGAUUAUGUUUUACACUUCACUGCACUGAAUGGGAAGAUCUACUUUCGAAGCUAUAAGUUGUUGUUGAAGAAAUCCGGUUGCAGAACACCACGAAUCGAAUUGGAAGAGAUGGGACCCUCACUGGAUCUGGUUGUAAGGAGGACACAUCUGGCAUCAGAUGACCUUUAUAAGUUAUCUAUGAAAAUGCCAAAAGCUCUCAAGCCAAAGAAGAGGAAGAAUAUCUCUCAAGAUACUUUUGGUACAACUUAUGGAAGGAUUCACAUGCAGAAGCAAGACCUAAGCAAACUACAAACGAGGAAAAUGAAGGGGUUGAAGAAGCGGCCUGCAGAAAGGAUCACCGAGGACCAGGAGAACAAGCCAAAGAGGAUUAAAAACAAUUGAUGGGAGUUAGCCAGUAACGGCUGUUUCAUUCUAUUCUGUUCUAUUCCAUUCUAUCUACUUAAGAGAAUGACUCAGCAUUGAUCAUUUCAGAGUUUCUCAAAAGAUUUUAGUGUCUAUAUUCAUGACUUGAUAAACUACCUAAACUAU